AUGGGUACGGAGGUUUUGCGUCCGCAGGAUUGUUUGGUCGAACGGAUCAGAAUUGCUCAACCCGUGUUUCAGCACCAUCGCCGGAAAAACAAUGGAAACCCUAACCCUAGCCGGAAGCCGGCGGUUCGGCCGGAGCAGAAGAAGAACAAGCCGUUGGCGUCGAGUAGAUCGGCGAGUUUGGAUGAUCUGAGAAAGAGUCACAACCACAACAACUACCAUCACAAUAAUCUCGUGAUGGGACAGGUGAUGAUUUUGAGGAGAGGCGAGUCUCUCGAUUCAAAGAUCAACGGUCAUCGUCAGCCGGCGAAGAAGGCUAGCGACGAUCUGAUCGUACCGAAGCAGAUCCGAAUCGGCGACCUCAAAUCGGUCUCCGGCGAUGUAUAUGCCGGAUCGGCGAUCUCGCUGUCUCCGUCGCCGAGAUCUCUACCUCUGCCUUCGUUCUUCAGCAAAAAGCAAGUUUCGAAGAUCGCCGCCGUCGACGACUGCGCCACCAGAGAUCUCCGGCGGUUGCUCCGCCUUGAUUGA
Messenger RNA from Camellia sinensis, 525 nucleotides. RefSeq lists its product as uncharacterized. The record is from RefSeq and is a predicted model, not a curated record. NCBI's taxonomy places the organism in Eukaryota, Viridiplantae, Streptophyta, Magnoliopsida, Ericales, Theaceae.